AUGGUCGUUCUGGUUACACCCAUAAUAAUAAUAUCCAUAUGUGGGAUUGUGCACGCAUGGUCUCCAACUGGCGGGUAUGCCCCAGGCCCAGUUUCUUGUCCGGAAGGUUCGCUGCUGCGGUCAGCAGAAUCUUUAUUAGAAGAGGAAGUUGGUUAUGUAAACGAUAGGCUAAAAAUCGCCACUACAGCACUCGUAGAUUUUGUCAAUCGUGCGGAUAGGCUGGAUUUCGAUGCUGCUGCGCUCGUGAAAGCAUCUGAAAUCCGAGUGGGAUUAGCAUUUUCUGGUGGUGGAUAUAGAGCCAUGUUGGUCGGUGCAGGGGAGUUUGCUGCUCUUGAUAGCCGAACUGAAGGUACUCUUGAAAAGGGUCAUCUAGGAGGUCUGUUGCAAGCUUCUACAUAUAUAACCGGUCUUUCAGGCGGUAGUUGGCUUAUGGCUUCAAUAUAUAUGCAAAACUUCACUACUAUUAAUUCUCUCAUAGCAGAUGAAUAUACAUGGGACUUGUCAUAUUUUGCCAUCGAUACACAGGGUGGAUUAGAAGAAACAGAGCGAAUUUUGACUGACCCGAUGUCAAAGAUGGAGUCUGGAUUCCGGAUUUCUCUAACCGAUAUAUGGGGUCGCAUCUUAUCACAGCAGAUGAUAUCAUUACCAGACCGUGGAGCCUCAUUAGAAUGGUCUGACAUGAUUAACUGGGAUUGGUUUAAGCAGCGACAGGCUCCAUAUCCAAUAUUUCUUGCAACUGAUAGAAUGCCAAUAGAGAAUUUGGCAUCACCAGAUGCAUCUAUUUUUGAAAUUACCCCGUAUGAACUUGGAUCAUUUGAUCCAGAAGUAUAUGCAUUUACUCCUUUGAAAUACCUGGGGACUGAAUUAGAGAAUGGAGUCCCGACUGGAGACUGUAUUAGUGGGUACGAUAAUGCAGGAUUUCUGUUUGGCACGUCGUCUACAGUUUUUGAUCUAGCUAUUCAUAACGGACUAGAAAGAAUAAGUGGUGACGAAACUCUGUCGGAUAUAUUAGACCCUGUUCUAAACACAGUUACUGCUGAUGUAGCUAUCUAUAAGCCCAAUCCGUUCUUGCAGUUCUCUAAUCCAGUCGGGGUGUCAUCAAUUGUGAAUUCAACCGACACUUUGUACCUCGUAGAUGGAGGCGAAAAUGGAAUAGUAGCUCCAAUGCAACCGCUGCUACAUCCCUCUAGAGAUGUGGAUGUAAUGUUUGUUUUUGACACCAACAUGGACGACACACCGCAGGGAUGGCCAAAUGGGUCGUCAUUAAUAAAUCAAUAUAGACGACAGUUCAGUGUCCAAGCUGAUCCUGCCAACCCAUACACAUUUCCAUAUGUGCCCGACUCCAAUACUUUUAUAAACGAAGGCUUGGUUAGUAGACCAACAUUCUUUGGUUGUGAUGGCCAAAAUCUGACAUCAUUAGGAGGAAAAACGCCACCCCUACUUGUAUAUAUGGCAAACCACCCUUAUUCAUACUGGAGUAAUGUUACUGUUAUGAAACUGACUUAUGGGACCGAUGAAGCUCUGGGAAUGAUUAACAACGGGUACAACAUCAUGACCCAGCUCAAUGGUACGAGGGAUCCUGAUUGGCACUCUUGUGUGUCUUGUGCCAUAGUAAAACGAGAGAUGGAGCGUAGACAUGAGCCUGUCUCUCAAUUCUGCAGAGGCUGCUUCGAGAAGUAUUGCUGGGAUGGUACUGUAAACUCGACAAAUGCAUCGCGAGCACCUGAUAUCAAUCCCUCUCUCUUGUCAACCCCUAUUUUUUAA
Molecule: messenger RNA, 1764 nt
Organism: Sugiyamaella lignohabitans
Lineage: Eukaryota; Fungi; Ascomycota; Dipodascomycetes; Dipodascales; Trichomonascaceae
Gene: PLB3
Product: Plb3p
Exons: 1
Coding region: 1-1764 (587 amino acids)
Biological process (GO): glycerophospholipid catabolic process
Cellular component (GO): extracellular region; intracellular membrane-bounded organelle; plasma membrane
Molecular function (GO): A2-type glycerophospholipase activity
Source: RefSeq, a predicted model, not a curated record